CUCUAUGAUUCAUCUCUAUUGUUCCUGUAAUACAUUUCCUGUUCCUAUUGUAUUCUCAUUCUCUAAAAAAGAUGGCUUCUGCACAGUGAUGGCUUGUAUUGUAUUUACUUACUCCACAUGAAACAUGAUGAAGUUACCUAGUUGGGUACUGAAAUGUCUGCAAGAAAACAAAAUCAGAAAGGACAAAAGUCCCCACAGAGUUUUCUCCAUAUAGGUAAACAGUGUGAAGUGGAUAUAGAUGAGUGUGUCUCAGCACCUUGCCUCAACAAUGGAACCUGUGUUGAUCACAUCAACUAUUACAAGUGUUUUUGCCAACGUGGUUUUACUGGCAUAAAAUGUGAAACAAAUACUGAUGAAUGUUCCUCAACACCCUGUAUUCAUGGAAGAUGCAUUGAUCUCAUAGAUGGAUAUCGAUGCAGCUGUAAUCCUGGAUGGACCAACUCAAGAUGUGAACUUGAUGUUGAUGAAUGUGAAUCAUCCCCUUGCCUUAAUGGAGGCUCUUGUCAAGAUCUGGUCAAUGCAUUCGAGUGCAUUUGCUUGAGUGGAUACAGAGGUGAAUUUUGUGAGGUGGAUAUUGACAUUUGCACUGAACUGCUGCUGAACUCAUCCCUCUGCUUCAAUGGAGGGAAAUGCAUUGACGGCCCUGGAAGAACUUUUUACUGCAGGUGCCUCAAUGGAUUUUCUGGCCAAUUUUGUGAAAUAGACUUGAAUGAGUGCAGCUCUUCUCCUUGCUUACAUGGCUCCGUUUGUGAAGAUCUUAUUAAUGGAUACUUCUGCAGAUGUCAGAAAGGUUGGGAAGGGUUCAGAUGUGAAGAGGAUAUCAAUGAAUGUGCAUCUAAUCCUUGUGUACAUGGUAUAUGCAUCCAGAGAGAACCAGGCCUGGGUUAUACUUGUUAUUGCACAUCUGGAUUUGUGGGUGAACACUGUGAGCUUAAUUACAAUGACUGCUUAAUGAAGACUUGCCCUGCUGGAUUUCUCUGUGUGGAUAGAAUCAACAGUAUCUUCUGUUUGCCUGAGGUUCCCAAUAAAGUCCAAAAUAUCUCUAGUAUGGAAGGGAUAUCUCCAACUGAACCACUGGAGAGAGGACUCUCAGAGGCUCAGCCAAGCCAAUUGUCUGCUGAUGUUUCUGGUUCUCAAAGUUUCACAGAUUUUCGUUAUAUUCAGUAUCAGGGGAAUUCUUAUAUGGAAUUUAGAGGGAUUACUUUGCAUCAGUACAAUAGCAUCAGUUUACAAUUCCAGACCUCUGGCUUCCACGGCCUCCUUCUCUAUAUUGAACAGAAGCCGACAACAAUGGGCAACUUUGUUAUUCAGCUUUCUAUCAAGCGUGGUAACUUAGAGUACCAAUUCACAUGCGAUAGCGGAGAUGAAAUUAAAAAGAUCAGUACUGAUAUCAGGGUGGAUGAUGGACAGAAAUAUGAAGUGCACAUUAGUCAAGAUCUGGAAAUGUGUGAGGCUGUCGUGACUGUGGUGGGAAUUACUGUGACAAGGUCCAGAAUCAGCAAUUCCUGGUCAUCUCUCAUUUGGCAGCCAACAGGACCAAUAUUUAUAGGUGGCUUACCACAUCACUAUGCAACAAAGCAGGUAGCUGGAUCCAUCUACAAUUUUACUGGCUGUAUAGAAGUUACAGAAAUCAAUAACCUGGGACCUUACACCUUUCCUAAUGCUGUGGAUAAAAACAAUAUUGACAGCUGCAGAUUUCCUGCCUAUGAAAAGAAUGCAGCAGCUCUCUUGGGUCCUAGCCCUGAUUCAGUCAAGGCAGUUUUGACAUCAACUGCUCUGCCAGCUUUAUUCUCAGUCUGCCAAGAGGGCUUGUGUCAUAAUGGAGGAAGUUGCCACCAAAUUAAUCUUCCUGAUGGUGUGGCCUCAUUUCGGUGCGAUUGCGCUCUUCAUUUCACUGGGCGUUUCUGUGAAAAAGGAGAAGGAAAUGCUAUAUCUUUCAAUAAUUUGGGGAUGAUUAAGAUGGGGAGAUUAAAUAGCAUUUGUGUAUUUCAAAUUACAGUUGGUGAAGAGCUGAUCUGUGAGAUUGCAUUUUACACAACUGUGUAA
Molecule: messenger RNA, 2046 nt
Organism: Crotalus tigris (Tiger rattlesnake)
Lineage: Eukaryota; Metazoa; Chordata; Lepidosauria; Squamata; Viperidae
Product: protein eyes shut homolog
Exons: 14
Coding region: 154-2046 (630 amino acids)
Biological process (GO): establishment or maintenance of epithelial cell apical/basal polarity; heterophilic cell-cell adhesion
Cellular component (GO): plasma membrane; protein-containing complex
Molecular function (GO): calcium ion binding
Source: RefSeq, a predicted model, not a curated record